GGUCGCGCCCUUCUCCCCAAAAGGCACACAGAACAUAUGAUAGCAAAAUCAUGACAAGAGAACUUGAUCGUCUCGGCGUGCACCACCACCCAUCGACUUCCGCAUCUGCCUCGGCGACAUCGGCAUCUGCUUCUGGCACUACUCUGACUCCAACCAUACCGGAACUAAAACCAUCGCCUUCUUUGAGCUCCAGCACGAAUGUUCCCGUUGAUACUCCAUGGGCCAUCCUACACGUGCAUGUGCUUCCCCUAUUUAAUGGAGAACCUCUCAAAAUACCUAUCGAGGACUUGAAUGCCCACGUACGGGAGCAUAUUCAGACUGUCGUCUCGUCCCCCUCGAAGGCGCUGGCUAGCUUGGAGUCAUCUCUGGUGGACUUAAUCAGCAGAGGAAUGCAAAACCUGAAUGCGAAGCUUUCUGGAAUCGAUGAUGAAAAGCUUAUAACACGAUUGGUCGAGAUCUGGAAUUUCUUCUGGGUCAAUGUACUUCCAUAUAUUGAAGGGGUAUUUUUGCCGUUGCAAACGGAGGCUUUGUUAAUUUCGCUUAGUCGCAGUGUGAAAGCUGGGCAUCGCAGAGGCUCAUCGUCCUCUGGAAUAGAUCUGCCACUCUCUGACUACCGAAUAGACGCACGACAGCUAUGCCUAAUUGCUUUCCGCGACGCAAUCAUAUUGCCACGUUACGAGAAAUUGACGUUAUUGCUUUCUGAAGGGUUAAGUAGGACAAAUGACACAGAGGGUGACCCCGGGGAGAACUGGCAGUGGGCCCGUAUCCAGCAAAUGUUACUAGUCUUAGGGUCAAAUUCUAGGACCUCAAGUGGCGAUCUUCCUCGUGGGGAACAGGCUACGAAUCAGCUUUUGGUCUUCUUCCGUCGUUCACUACCCCCAUGCCACCUCCGAGACAAAAAUUCUGAUGGCUUCAUUGGGACGAAGAACAGGUUCCCGGAGCGGCCUACCGGCUUUUUAGGUGCUGCUGGCGAUAGACGGGGGCGAAUUGAUUUCAGCUCACUCAGGGGAAACAAGCGCGGGUCGCCUACGGCAAACUACCCCGAAAUCAGUCAAGGUGGUACCCAUCAAUGGGCACCUCAUAGACGGAUGCAGACGUCCAAUUCGGAUGACGAUGACAGUGAUCUUGGCGUCCCUCUCGGCAGUGCAACUCCCACACUGACCAGCUCAAGAAACUAUGUGAAUCGCUAUUCUCCGCAGAGGCUCUACACAUCCUCUCCUGAGCGGGCAGAGCCUGGCCAUGUCAAUCACCAGCAGAAAAGCACCGGAAAAGAAGCGGACAAACCACGAGGGGUGGAUGAUUCUGAUGAGGACGAAGAUUAUGGGCAAGUCGUGGUAAUUCAUCGUUUACUUAAAGGAUCGUCAUCUUGCGCAACUGACACUCUAUUCCAGCGACAUCUAUGACGGGCUUGGAUCCACGCUGGAAUAUUUAUCACUACAAAUGUCGGUACAUAUGAGAUAGUCAAUGGUAGGCAGGUGACCAGCCUCUCUUUAACGAGUCAAUGGAACGGAUACAUG
Cantharellus anzutake is the source of this 1517-nucleotide messenger RNA. RefSeq names its product HbrB-like-domain-containing protein. Gene Ontology annotation, biological process: TORC2 signaling. The transcript has 4 exons. The record is from RefSeq and is a predicted model, not a curated record. Lineage: Eukaryota; Fungi; Basidiomycota; Agaricomycetes; Cantharellales; Hydnaceae. Gene Ontology annotation, cellular component: TORC2 complex. The coding region runs from base 51 to 1403 and encodes 450 amino acids.